Molecule: messenger RNA, 2285 nt
Organism: Xyrauchen texanus (razorback sucker)
Lineage: Eukaryota; Metazoa; Chordata; Actinopteri; Cypriniformes; Catostomidae
Gene: pigv
Product: phosphatidylinositol glycan anchor biosynthesis, class V
Exons: 3
Coding region: 281-1840 (519 amino acids)
Biological process (GO): GPI anchor biosynthetic process
Cellular component (GO): endoplasmic reticulum membrane; mannosyltransferase complex
Molecular function (GO): GPI mannosyltransferase activity; alpha-1,6-mannosyltransferase activity
Source: RefSeq, a predicted model, not a curated record
UGAAUAUAGCACACGUAGCCUUCAUUAGCUUCAUGCGAUGAAUUGGAAAAAGUAAAUAUGGUUUACAGCUAUUAUACUGUUCCCGUGCGGAGAUUCUGUGGUUUUUAUUACAAUCUGCAAUAGCAUAUUUCGACCUAAAAUGUGCUGCGGACUAUUUUUGCUUUAGUGAUCCUUUACCAAUGUCAUGUCUGCUUAUUUACACCAGAUCCGUGGAUUCAUUUGAUGACUCUUUUUGUAAAGGAAAGUUUCUAUAACUUUUUGUUGAGAAAACUAUCAAAAUAUGUAUAUUUCAAACAAUGGUAUAAAUCUAGACUUAUGGACAGUUGUACGGUUUGCGUCUUUCACGCGACUGGUUUCCCUUCUUUUACAGGCGUUGCUGAAUGCAGCGAUUCCAGACCAUGUGGCAGAUGCUUUCAGUCCUCCACGCGCAGAGAUCCCUCUCCUGCUUGACCCCAUCAUUAAAGUAUUGUUCGGUGGCCUUAGUCACUGGGAUGCAGAGCAUUUCCUCUUCAUUGCAGAACGAGGUUAUGUGUAUGAGCACAAUUUUGCAUUUUUUCCUUUGUUUCCUGUCAUCCUGCGAUUAGUGGCAGACACUUUGCUGUGGCCCCUUAAUGGAUUCCUCACAUUGCAUGGACGCUUAAUUUUUGCAGUGGCCAUUGGAAAUAGUGCGCUUUUUGUCCUAAGUGCCAUGACACUAUACAAACUGAGUCAUCUGGUGCUACAGGACAGAAAACUUGCUCUUGUCACUGUACUAAUGUACUGUCUCACGCCCGCCAAUGUUUUUAUGGUUGCAGGCUAUUCAGAGACUCUCUUUGCAGCCCUCACCUUUGCAGGCCUCUGGCAACUAGAGAAAGGAUUCACUCUAGGAGCAUGUUUUCUGAUGACAUUUGCCACUAGUGCUCGUGCCAAUGGGCUUCUGAAUGCUGGAUUUUUGCUGUAUCUCACACUGCAGCAGGGUUUUGCCUAUGCUUGGGCUCUUGGCAAUGGAGCUGCAGGGAGUGGUAGAUUUCAUCACUAUGCCUGGGCGCUUAUUCGGUUUUUGCUCAGAGGAGCAGUUUAUACUGCUCUUGUGGCUCUGCCAUUUUGUUUGUUUCAGUUUUAUGGCUUCCAAACAUUCUGCCAUCCAAAUGUUACACAGGACCAGGUUCCUCCUGUCCUGCUUAAUCUGGCCCAGAGCAAAGGAUACCGUGUACCUGACGUGUCCUCUCCAACACCAAGCUGGUGCCAGUGGCGAAUUCCACUUCUGUAUUCCUACAUCCAAGAUUUUUAUUGGGAUGUGGGCUUCCUUCGAUACUUUCAGUUGAAGCAGAUACCCAAUUUCAUCUUGGCACUGCCUGUUGCUGCUCUGGGCUUCAUAGCCUCUUAUUCGUACAUUUUGAAAAACCCAGUUUUAUGUAUGUAUCUGGGGUUGGGAUAUCGUAGAAGGACAGAUAAAGACAGAAAAACGCACGGUUUCUAUAACCCCAGAGUCUUUGUUUACAUCGUACACAAUUUUGUCCUGCUGCUGUUUGGAAUAUUCUGCAUGCAUGUCCAGGUGUUGACACGGUUUCUUGCUGCAUCCUCACCUGUGCUCUACUGGAUCAGUGGUCACCUGCUUUUUCAGAAUGAACCACUGCUGCGAGAUGAAAAGCCAUUCACCCAUGACCCAAGACAACAGAAAAACGAUCACUUAAAACAUGUAUUAAGAUGUUUUGCUGGGAUCAACAGAAAUAAUCCAAUUAUUUACCUUUUGAUGCACUGGCAGAUUUGCUCCUUUUACACACGCUGUAUCCUGGGGUACUUCAUAUUAUAUUGGUUUUUAGGUCUGGCUCUGCACUGUAACUUCCUGCCCUGGACUUAAUCACUUCACUGGACAAAACUGAAGGGCUUGAUUUAUUAUUCUUAACAUUCCAACAGCCAUUUGAAUAAUGUGUACUCAGCUUGACAAAUAUUGUGGUAAAUACAUUAUUUCAUGAUCAAAAUAUGUUUUAUGGUUUUCCUAUGUUGGAGUAAAACAAUUUUUUUUGAAUAAAUAUCCUUCCUGGACCAUUUUGUUUAUUAAAGAUAAAGAGAUUAGAAACUAUUAAUAAAAAUUGCUGGUGUGGAAAUUUUUUGGGCUAAAUCUACACUAUUUUUUGUGCUUGAGUAAGAAGUUAUUGUUUUACCACAUGCUCUAAAAUAUCUAUUUGUAAAGAAUUCAGCUGGCAAUUUACAAUUCACUUCAUAAAGCAGUACAUUUACCAACACAUAAGGCCAUAACCAUGUCUUUAACCUUUUUUUUUUUAUAUUAUAUAUUGAAUAAUAUA